This is a messenger RNA of Endocarpon pusillum Z07020, 3015 nucleotides long. RefSeq lists its product as uncharacterized. The record is from RefSeq and is a predicted model, not a curated record. The coding region runs from base 1 to 3015 and encodes 1004 amino acids. The transcript has 2 exons. Gene Ontology annotation, biological process: DNA-templated transcription; regulation of transcription by RNA polymerase II. Lineage: Eukaryota; Fungi; Ascomycota; Eurotiomycetes; Verrucariales; Verrucariaceae. Gene Ontology annotation, cellular component: chromatin. Gene Ontology annotation, molecular function: zinc ion binding; RNA polymerase II cis-regulatory region sequence-specific DNA binding; DNA-binding transcription factor activity, RNA polymerase II-specific.
AUGGCAACAACGUAUGCUAUGCCUUACCAACCUCAUCUACCUCCUAUACACCAGCAUCAGCAACAGCCUCCUACCAGUCAGGGGUCGUAUCUACCUCCAUCUUAUCGCCAGGACUUACCGCGCAUGAAUUCCAGUGGUCCUGCCCAGUUGACUGGACGGUACCAGCAAGCUCCGCAGUUCCAGCCGCAAGGAGUACCAUCCGGGUUCUCGUCAGCUCCUCUGUUGCCACAACCAAGUCACCAGGCUCUUAACCCGCAAGGAUACCCACCUACGACAACUACGUCACAAGCAUACCAACCACGCAUCGCUCCAGCUCCUGUGCGAAGCGAGUAUGCCCCAAUGUCCACAACGCCCUUCAGCCAACCAGACAAUCGGCCAUCUUUAUGGUCUAGCUCGGAGACAGUGCCGAACGUGCUCACAGAUGCUUCCCGGGAACAACCCACAACACACGUUGUAGGCUCACAAGGAAGGCGCGGGAUUCUUCCCAGUGCGCCUGGCCGGGCUACCGUUACAACGACGAAUGGAGUGAAUGGUGCAUCCAAGGGUGCAGCGAUGCCUGCAAAGGAUGCGGAUGGAAAGUUCCCUUGUCCAAAUUGCAACAAGACAUACCUCCAUGCCAAACACCUGAAAAGACACCUGCUAAGACAUACCGGUGAUCGUCCUUAUAUGUGUAUUCUGUGCAAAGAUACCUUUUCGAGAAGUGAUAUCCUGAAACGACACUUUCAAAAGUGCUCGGUGCGCCGAGGCAAUCCUACAGGCGCCAGCCACCUCUCUAAUCCUGCCGCCCAUUUCAAGAAGUCUCAGAAUGCGAACAAUCAGGCCAAGUCGAACGCUAACUCUCCGGUAAGUGGAACGAAUGCUGCAGGUCUGAUGCCGAGCACAAACCUCCGUCAAAACACGAGCCAUACGAACGGUACUUUCUCUUCCAAAUCGUCCAACUUCUCCGACGCUCCAACAAAUCCCUUUUCUACAGCGACCACCACUCCGAGUGCGUUACAUCCAUCUACUUCCCAUCAAAACUUUGGGCCCCAAACCCCUGUUGGUUCCGCAAGCAAUGGCGCCUGGGCAUCAAUACAGCAGGCAGCCCGGUCGAACAACCAUGCAAUGUAUCCAUCCGCGUCUUCUGCAUCACCGCACCAUUACGGCCUUCCAGCCAGCAGCGCAGAGGAGCGGAAAGGCACCAUGUCAGUGGCGUCCGGUGUAGGGGAAGAAUGGAACCAGAUGUUUCAGUCUGGGGAGAGUCAAGAAUACAUCUUUCCGUCAUCUAUGGGGAGCAGUUAUCAAGGCAUGCAGUCGCAUGUGGAUGUGAAGAAGGAAUAUGAUCAAACUACCGCUGAACCAAACGGUUAUUACAUGGCACCCACAAACUUAGGGGCUGAUGGUACGCUUGGCCCUCUACUCUGGAAUUUAGCUUCUACACAAGAAGAUCCUCUUGAGCUAAAAGGUGAUCGCCUUGUUGACUUUUGCUUCCCUGCUGGGAUACAGGACUCGCUUCUAGAGCAACAAAGUAAUGCAAACUUCCGAACAUGCCUUGCGGCUGAUAAUAUCAAGCAUUUUCUGGAGCAGUUUUCCCAUUUUCAGGGACAUUUUCCCUUUCUGCAUAUGGCGUCCUUCAAUUUCGCAGAGGCAUACGACGGUUUGAUCCUGGCAAUCAUUUGCAUCGGGGCGGUGUACUCGGAUCGUGUUUCACAGGUACAAGUUCGCGGGUUGAUGCAGCGAGCAAAAUACGGCAUAGAGCGCACUUCACUUCUCUUUCAGCAGGCGCAAAACGGCGGUGAUCUAGACAGUUCGCAACCUCGACACGUCGCAACCUUGAGGUAUCUAGAGGAGAUUCAAGCUCUUCUUCUUUUGUACAUCCUGUUUACUUGGCAUGGCGGCCCGGCAGAGCGAGCUACUGCUCGAAGUGAUAGCAGGAAACUGAUUUGGAUUAUUAGAAGAUAUCGGUUGCUUGAACUGGUCGAAAGCGAAAGCGAAGGGUACAGCUUUUUCCACAACUUGCAGCUGGGCGAGCAGCCAGACCAUUCUCGGUGGAAUUGGGCAACAUGGGUCAAUCAAGAGAUGAGAUUGAGGGUGACAUAUCUGGUCUUUCUUUACCACUCGGCCCUUGUGCUUUAUUUCAACUGUGAGCCAGAGCUUGACCCAUCGGAAAUCAGGCUUCCAUUGCCGUGCGACGACGCAGCUUGGGAUGCUACGACUUCCGGAAAAUGUGCCAGCGCGCUUGGCAUGAAUGGUCCGGACCAACAGCAAGCUCUCAAUCAAGCUGGGAGUCAGCGGUUGAAGCAGCUAGAUAUGCACCAUGCCAUCGAGGCCUUGUACUCGCCAACACUCAUGUUCCAGCCGCGUACAACGAAUGUGUUUUCUAAAUUUAUCCUAAUUCAUUCGUUACACAUACAGAUUUGGCAGCUUCAGCGACAACUCUCGACUGGCAUGCCCACGUCGUUCGAGACACUGACAUCGCCUCCUGCAUCCUCACCGCAAGAGGAUGGCUUGUACUCUGCUUACCAUAGUAACCCUGCCAGUGGGCAUGCCAGCCCAGAUGGUUCGUCGACUACCAGCAUGCCUCGAGCAGUAUCACUUCAGUCCAACAAACUAAUGAGGUCGGUUACAAAUGCGCUUAUCAAGUGGAAGAACAUGUGGGAUCAAGAUAUGCAGCUCCAGUAUCCUCCCUCGCAGUAUGCGGGCUGUGCUCCUCGACGGCAUGGGUUUUGCCGAGACGGUGUGCAUUUCUACUGGCUUGCGCGGGUGUUCUUGCAGCCCAAUCACAUCGAUGACUGGCAGCUUCCAGCAGAGACCAGGUUCAAACAGGUCAUCUCAGGCCUUCGUCAAGUGCGUGAAUUCGGCAAAAGCGAUGCGGCACGCAGGGGUGAAGAACCCGGUAGUGUCAGCAAUAUCGACCACUCAUUCAAUAUGGAGACCCUCGAACUCGACAUGAAGAAGCUCUUUUGUCCGAUUGGAGAUGUUGCUGAGAGCCCAGUUGAUACGUUUUCAAGAUAUGCAAAGGCUAUUGGCGUUUGA